This is a messenger RNA of Mesocestoides corti, 2352 nucleotides long. NCBI's taxonomy places the organism in Eukaryota, Metazoa, Platyhelminthes, Cestoda, Cyclophyllidea, Mesocestoididae. The record is from the annotation of a GenBank genome assembly.
AUGCCCGAGAGUCUGGGAGGUGGGGCGUCUGGAGUGGCUAACGCCCACGCCCACCGCAACCGCGAGCCCAACAUCUUCUGGACCACAGUCGCACUCUACGUGCUCAUCGUUUUCUUGAUUAUCGCAAUCCAAGUGAUUAACUGUUGCUGCUGUUGCGGUGGUGGUGGUUGUGACGAAACAGGAGUGUAUGGAACGAUGAAUCCUUUGCAAGUGGCUGCGUUGCGCAGCGAAUUCGGACACAAACAACUAGUGUGCCGCAUCGCGUACAUCGCAGUCCUGGUAAUCACGAUGGCCUUCCUGGCAGCCUGCAUCAUCCUCAUAUUCGUCUACUUCAGCAGCAUCGGUGUGCUCAUGAGCUACCUGGAAGCCCACAACGGGAGUGCAGAGGAGACGAGUUCCAUCCAAAAUGGACUGCAAGCACUCACGACACACGUGACGCAGUUCUUGAAUACAGGCAUUGAGUCUGGACGCACGCUGACUAAUGCAUCUCUUAGCGACUUCAUGAAUAAAACGAACGCGCGAAUCGCAUCCGGACUCUCUGGAACGAUUGAUGAUUUGCUGGUUUAUCUGAAUGUGUCGAAUGUUUUGACGAAAGGAAACGACACUGUUAAAGCGGUGAAAAAUUUCUCCGCCUACGUGACCAAUGCAAGUACUUCGGUUGAAGCCUUAAUUAAGGGCAUUGACGUUCUUUGCAAAAGGAUGGAUGAAGCCCGUAAAGAAUUUAAUACUUCGUUUGCUAUGGUUCCAAAUUGCAGCACCGAAAAUGAAUGCCAAAGCUUGAAAACAGCAACAGAAAUGUUGUAUUGUCCAAUUGAUCUCAGUGCAAUCAACGCAACAGCAACGAAGAACUUUACCACAGAACUACUAAAAACGGUAGCUGAAUUCGAGCAGAAAUUGGCAAAUGUCUCUAAUGCAAUCAACGAUAUUAAAUCGUCUGCAGCAGAUAUGGUUGGCUCGGUUGAGGAAAAACUUGACCUCAAAACGGUGCUCGAUUCGAUCAACAAGUUUUGGGAUGACACCAAUGCACAGGUUGGUGUGAUGCUGGUCAUCGCAGCCCUCAUUGCUGCACGUCUUCUGUACCGCGCUUUUCGAGAUCGACUCUACGCAGGCGCUGACACCGUGCUCACAUAUUCACCCGGUAAUAAGUGGGACAAGAUUGUCUGCGGAAAGGGGUCGGUCUGCUGCUGUUCGGCGAUUUUCAUUCCAAUCCUGCUCAUCUUCGCCGCCAUUAUUGCAGUGCUGCUAUUCGCGUUGACGUCGGUAUCAGGCGAAGCCUGCAUCUACGUCACACGGGAAACAGGUGUGAACAAGACUGACUUCGUGGUGGACGGAUUGUUGGCUCGGCGAUGGUCGUCACUUGUCGGUAGGUCGGUUGGAGGAGCCAACGACUUCCUCAACACCCCACCUCCCAAACACGUGCUCUACGCCCUCACCCAGAGCUGUCGUGGCAGCACAAAGCAGUCAUCCCGACGUGGCCUUCUGUCUGCUGUGGGGUACACUAAUCUGGUGGAUGUCUCGAAAUUGGUUAAUAGCCAACAAGUGCAGGAGGGAAUUAAAGAAGGAAAGAAAGUUGUUGUUGAUGAAGUAAAGAAACUAAAUGUCUCGUCAAAACUACCAAAUCCAAGUGACUUGGACGCAGCAAAAAGUGGUCUCCAGAAUGCAAUAAACGGUCUUAAUCUGACUGUACUCAUCAACUCGACAGAUUCGACGCUGCUAAACACUACAGAAAUUGAAACACUUAUUGCCAAACUGAACAAUUUUACUGCCACGAACUUUACUGCCAAGAAUUCUUCAUUGCCUGACUUUUCGAAGGGAAUCGCCGCUCUAAAUGACACAGUCGUGCAAAUGAACAAGCUCAAACCGCAGAUGAAUGCCACGCGUAUUCAACUUGAGAACGUUAACCAGGAAAAAGAUAAUAUUUCGUCGCCUGUUGAGGAACUAAUUGGGGCCUUUAAUGCAACUAUUAGUAUUGCUGGUAAUGAAUCCAAGUUGGCAGACAAAGUCGAAACUGAGUAUGACAAGGUGACCAAGCAACUGCUUGCCUUCAUGGAGAAGGACGGUGGUGAGGCAUUCUCCCAUCUCACCAAGGAACUCUUCCCCUGUGAGGAGGCCUACCAAGCAGUCAAUGUGGCACUGGCUGUGUCCUGCGGUGACGAGGGCGCCCUCAAUCGAUUCAUCGGUGUGGUCUACGUCCUGGCACUCACCGUCCUCUUCAUCUGCUUCUUCUACUUCUCCCUCUUCAACCUCGCCUUCAUGCAGGCCAUCCAGAUUCAUCGAUUGUCGGCCUCGGAACUCGAAGACUCUAGUAUCGACUUCGAAGACGAUGAAAGCGAGGACGAAGAUUCCACCUAA